Labeo rohita (rohu) is the source of this 1826-nucleotide messenger RNA. It is a transcript of the gene cenpo, whose product is annotated as centromere protein O. The record is from RefSeq and is a predicted model, not a curated record. The transcript is spliced from 6 exons. Lineage: Eukaryota; Metazoa; Chordata; Actinopteri; Cypriniformes; Cyprinidae. Gene Ontology annotation, cellular component: kinetochore; Mis6-Sim4 complex. Bases 142 to 1002 code for a protein of 286 amino acids.
AGUGAUGAUGCGUCAGAGCGUUGUUUGUGUUUUAGCUUCCGAGGUCGAGCAUGACACACACCCGCGCCAGAUUUUGAAACGUUCUAUUUACAAAGAAACAAAUUAGCAAAAGUUAGAAUUUCGCGCGUUAAGAACAAAGUAAUGGACAGCCAGAUGGAAACAAUGGAGCAAGGUGUUCUGGGUCACCUGAUGGCUUUAGAGAGGGGAGGUAUGGGUCAGCAGGACCAGCAUGAGUCUCAGAGGUUAGAGGUGCUCAAGGUCAAAGCCGUGACCCUCCGUGCCAAAAGAGAUCAACUUAAACGUCAGACAGACGCUGUCAAGAUCCUGAAACAUAAAAUCAGCAAAGAUCUUCCUUUGGACGAUGGUGAUGCUGCUGGCGACUUCACUGAACUACAAAAAUCUUUGUUAACCGCUUGGAAAAUGCAGUUGAAAGAUCUUCAGCGUGCUCAUCACUUAAUUGGUGGCUAUGAUUUGGUGGAGUGUAAGGAAGGGAAGAGCGUGUGUGUGUCUUUUCACACAGCCUUUGAGGGUGUGUAUUUGGAGACAUACAACAUGGAGCUGGACCUGACGCGUACCGUGCAGAUCUCUCGCCAUAACAUCCCUCCGUCAUUCCCGCUAGAGAGUUUUGCCAAGCAGAACCUGCAGAAAGACCUUAAAGCCUUCCUGCAAACCCUCAGCCAGAACCUCAACGCUUUAGCUGCUCGCAGACAGCAGGUCUACCUCCUCAAGGAGCUCGUUGGUUCAGUGGAGGUGAUGGAGAGCAAUCAGUUGUGCAAUAUUCUUGUGUUCAUGUGUACAGCACAAGGCGAGACCCCCAUAGCUGUUUUAUGCACACUGGAGUACGGCGAUCUCACUCAAUGUUUGCCAACACGGGUUAGCAUUGAGUGUGAAGAUAAAACACUUUCAGAAUCUCCACAGUGGAAGAAAAACCAGUCUUUGCUCCUGGAGUCCCCAGCUCAUACUGCUCUUCUGACCAUGAGGAGGAUGGGAAGCAUCGCUUGACAAAUUUGACAAAAUUAUCACCUUAAUGUAAAUAAUGUCCUGUUACAGUGCAGUUAAAAACCUGACGGCUUAUGUAACAUAAGAGAUGCACAGAGCUUUACAUUCAGAGGUAGAUUAACACGUACAGCUGUUUAUCCAUCAGUUUAAAAUGUGUUCAUACGUACAUCAAGCGUACGUUGUCAAAUGCUCUAUAGAGGUGAGAAAGCUUCUUAUUUUCUGUUGUAGUUUUUCUCUCUGCAGUUGUUUCAGUCUUUCUUUAUACCAACGAUAAUACUCUUCCUGAUACAUCAGCUCUUUCUGAGAGAUGCUGUCGAUCAACGCCAGGUCUUUUAGCUGUAGAAUAGAAAGCUGACCGUUUUCUGAAGCUUUGAAUUUCUCUGUAACCAUCAUAGGUGGAGAUGAAUCGUCUUGCUUGACAGAAAACGAUGCUGAUUUAGCAAACCUCUGUUCUUUAUCAUCCUCGCACGUUUUUGCCGAGGACAGAGGUCUGAAAGCUGGAGCGGAUUUUGAAAAGCGUGUCUCGUUCACAUCGUUUGCCAUCCUGACCUCUGAUAUGGCUCUCAUUGUGUUGUUUAUGGUAGCGUGCGGUUCGCAAACCCUUAAAUGCAACAGCCGUUUGUGCUCUUUCAGCACUAGCUCUCGCUCCUGCUCCAGCAAUCUGAGAUUGAGUCUGUAUUUGGCACUGAUGUUGUGUAGUUUCCACUGAAGAUGAACAUCCUCUUUGUGGUUCAGCAGUCUUACGUCCGUUUGACGGCAGGACUUGGGUCUCUUAAUGUUUAGCUGUGUUGACAUGUUUCCUUAAAAUGAAUAAAUGGAAUGAAACA